Engraulis encrasicolus (European anchovy) is the source of this 1619-nucleotide messenger RNA. RefSeq names its product tubulin beta chain-like. Gene Ontology annotation, molecular function: GTPase activity; structural constituent of cytoskeleton; GTP binding. Gene Ontology annotation, biological process: mitotic cell cycle; microtubule cytoskeleton organization. The coding region runs from base 227 to 1600 and encodes 457 amino acids. The transcript has 5 exons. Gene Ontology annotation, cellular component: microtubule; cytoplasm. The record is from RefSeq and is a predicted model, not a curated record. Lineage: Eukaryota; Metazoa; Chordata; Actinopteri; Clupeiformes; Engraulidae.
AUGAUUGCCAAUUCUGAAAUAAUCAAAAAGAAAAAAACAAAUACCUUAAGUCAUAAUGGUAACUGAUGCUGGGCUCCCCAUCUUUGUCCCCUGUGACAUCAUUUUCUAGCCCUAAACAUGGGGCUACAAAAGGCCACAGCUCCUACAGCUCGUCAUCACUUCUGCCAGGGAGCUGCUGAGGAGGACAGGACAUCAACCCAAUCAACCCUCACCAUACCUGGAAACCAUGAGGGAAAUAGUCAACAUUCAAGUUGGGCAGUGUGGUAAUCAGAUCGGAACCAAGUUUUGGGAGGUGAUCAGUGAUGAGUACGGCAUUGACUCUGCUGGCCACUACAGGGAACGGCCGUCUGCUGGUAUAGAAAGGGUCAAUGUCUACUUCAAUGAGCCUUUUGCUAAUAAGUAUGUCUCCAGAUCCAUUAUGGUGGACUUAGAGCCUGGCACCAUGGACAGUAUUCGCUCAGGACCUCUGGCCCAACUUUUCAAUCCUGACAACUUUAUUUAUGGUCAGAAUGGGGCAGGGAACAACUGGGCCAAGGGGCACUACACCGAAGGCUGUGAGUUGAUUGACGAGAUCAUGGACCGGGUGCGAAAGGAGAGCGAGGACUGCGAGUCCCUGCAGGGCUUCCAGCUCCUGCACUCCCUGGGCGGGGGCACUGGCUCAGGCCUGGGCACCUUGCUCCUGGCCAAGAUCCGAGAGGAGUACCCCGACCGCAUCAUGGCCUCCUUCAGCGUCUUCCCAUCCUCCAAGGUGUCCGACACGGUGGUGGAGCCCUACAACGCCGUGCUCUCCACGCACCAGUUGCUGGACAGCGCCGACCAGACCAUCUGCUUUGACAACGAGGCCCUCUAUGACAUCUGCUUCCGCAAGCUCAAGCUUCCCGCGCCCACCUACGGCGACCUGAACCACCUGGUGUCGUCCACCAUGAGCGGCGUCACCACCUGCCUGCGCUACCCGGGCCAGCUCAACGCCGACCUCCGCAAGCUCGCCGUCAACAUGGUGCCCUUCCCGCGCCUGCACUUCUUUGCGCCAGGCUUCGCUCCCCUGACGGCGAGAGGCAGCGCCACCUACCGAGCAUUCACUGUGUCCGAGCUGGCUCAGGAGAUGUUCGGAGGCGGGAAUAUGAUGGUGGCUUGUGACCCCGGCCGCGGUGGUCGCUACCUCACCGUGGCGGCGGUUUUCCGAGGCCGCGUGUCCAUGAAGGAGGUGGAGGAGCAGAUGCUGGGCAUGCAGCGCAAGCACAGCGCCCGAUUCGUCGACUGGUUGCCCAGCAACCUGUCCGUGUCCGCCUGCGACGUGCCGCCGCGGGGGCUGUCGAUGUCCGCCACGUUCGUGGCCAAUACCACGGCCAUCCAGGAGAUCUUCCGCCGUGUGUCCGCGCAGUUCGCCUCCAUGUUCCGGCGCAAGGCCUUUUUGCACUGGUACAGCGGUGAAGGCAUGGACGAGAUGGAGUUCACUGAAGCUGAGAGCAACGUCAAUGACCUGGUGGCUGAGUACCAGUUACGCCAAGAUGCUACUGCCUAUGGCGAUGAUGAUGAUGAUGAUGAUGAUGCUGAUGCUGAUGAUGCGGAGGUGGUGGAUGAGGAGCCAGAUAGUAGAUGAAAUGAAGGGACUAGAUGUU